This is a messenger RNA of Phytomonas sp. Hart1, 1371 nucleotides long. The record is from the annotation of a GenBank genome assembly. Lineage: Eukaryota; Euglenozoa; Kinetoplastea; Trypanosomatida; Trypanosomatidae.
AUGAAUUAUCACAAAUUCUAUUAUGUAACCUACAAAAAAGGUAACUCUAGAGGCAGUUCUCCACGGAGCCUGGUGGCCUCCCCAACGACGACUUCGGAUUCGUCUCUACCUCCAUCAUAUUUAGGUCGCUAUCCGAUACGUGUAACUCCAUCGGCGCUUCCAUCGCUUCUAUACACCUUUUUAUACGUCAUUGAAUUUCACGCACCAGUAGCUCCGCACCCGGCCCCUCUUCAGCGCUCGCUGCGCAUCAGACAGAAUCCCUCCAGUGCUCCGAAUUCUAGUCUUGCCGCUGCCUUGCCAGCAGCCACCGCAGUUUUCUCUGCCGUCUUGAGUUUCUUUGGCAAAACCACUAGCGCAGGGAACACCAUGAAUAAUAUAAAUAUGGACAACACCAGAGAAACUUGUGGGUUUCCCGAUAUUCCACAUACCCUUAACGCGUCCCAAGAAGAGGAACUGGCAGCCCUGCGGCGGGUUCACGAGCAGCCCUUCGUGGUGCCUGUGACUCAGCUGAUUCACAAACUUGGGGAUACCCAAAUAGUCGUAUGCGAAACUCACAACCCCACAAUCGCCCCCGCGUAUGAGCGAGCUUUGAAGGAGAUCAAUGCUAUUGUCGAACAAUCACGCCGUGAGCAGUCGGAGAGGCGCAUGCGGAUUCAAAGUCAACGAAACAGCGUCUUUUCUUCCCCCAACAGUUCUAGUAGCAAACGAAUCAGCUUUGGGACUAGUUUUACCACAAUGCCCGCGGCAACUACGACAAAGGAUCUUAACAGUAGACCAACAGCUUGUGAACCUGUCUUUCCAGGAGCCGCUGAGGUCCACGAGCGAAAUCACUCCAUCCCUUUUCCCCCACGAGGAAGCCCAGAGUGUAAUCAAUCCGGCUCCGAUGUGUUUGGUUCCCUCGCUACCGCGCCGCAGCGGGUGUUAUCCUCAUUGCACUGCACUCGCUCCGGUGGGGGGGAAAAGGCCAUACCGGCUAUCCCCCAGGCCUUUUGGCUCCAACCAGGUGAGGUCGGGCUGGAGAUCUCCAUCCGCCUCUCGGUCAACGAGGUCCGCUGGCACGUCCCACAGACACGACCACUGGCAGAGUGGACCUUUCUGGUGAUCCAAACCAGCGACGAGAAUACCGUCCUUCAGAUGGCAAAAGGUACCACAUUAGAGGACAACGAUGGAAUGGACGAGGCAGGGGGACAACGGGUCGUGUCGAGCGGCGGAAAUCUCAUGUUUAUUAAUGAUCCUUCACAAGUCGAGGAUGUUAUUCAUUUUAUAUCCAAAACGUUCUAUGAGACGAUUAGUAUGGAAACAUUCUCUGACUUCACUUCGGGUGAAUUAGUAUUUGAUGUUCAAACACAGAAAUGUCAUUCUUUUAUUUGA